GCGUGCAAAAUGUGCGCGAUUUAGUAUAACAAGAUAUAAAACGUAUUGUCUACCGAUCUGCCACGGUUAUUACGGUGUACGGCUCACACGAGAAAUGAGAAAAUUAGCAAUAUAUUGGACAUUGGUGUUGGGCUUAUGCCUAACGGUGGCCGAUCCGAGUCCCGAUUUUGGCAUUCCCACGUGGAUCAGAUUUGUGUCCUAUUCGAGCCCGAACAUAGCUUCGUCGGCGGGGGGUGGUGCCACGGGAAAAUACAACAUUGACGUGGCUCUCGGGAGUUUCACCCCAUCGGCCUACAACGGGACGACCAACCUGACGGAUGCCGGAACGGCACUGCUGCAGUUCACCAAGAAUGUGACCGGUACGGUCAACGGGUUGCUGGCGCAGAUUGCAACCUAUGCUGCCGAUUGGUAUACUCCGCCGUCUUGCAUCUUUUCGAAUUUGAACAGCUCGUUGGACGCGGCGUUCGAUUUCUUGAAUCAAAGCUCGGCGCUGAUCAGCCGGAUUAACGCUACCGCUGGCAAUACGACGGCCAACACGCUGACUGCUAUCAUUACCGUUAUGGGCAGCACGUUGCAGACUAUUCAAACCAAUUUGGACAAAAUUUCAACCGGGGUUUUCAACAUCAAGGCGUCCGGUAGUCUGUCAGCGUCUUACAUUUCGUCUCAGAUUCCGACCUCAGCGGCGGUUGAGCUAAGCUUGGCCCUGCAGCAACUGGCGACGACCAGCAAUGCGUUCGGAUCCUUGUUGACCGGUGUACGGGCAGGCUUUCAACGGUCCGGGGCGGCUCUGAAGCAAUUCUACACUGAAAUAGCGGCCACCAAAACUGCAAUCAAUACAACGCAGUCGUCGUUCAGCGAUACGCUCAAAACAGUCACCAAACAAAUUAACAACCGUAUCAGUACGGGAUUGACCACCAUCAACACGGCCCUAACCGGAACUUUGUCCGCAAUCGGUGCCCUCCUGAUUGAUCCCAUCAUUAGUGAGAACGCCACGCAGGCUGCCAUGUCGAUCAUUUCGUUCGUGGACGACGUCGCUGGCAAAUCGAAAGAUGCCCAGCAGAACGUUACCGACAUUCUGAACUCCCUCUUCACCGGUGCCGAAAACGUCACCCAGAACGCAACCGCCCAGAUCUCGCAAACCAUCGAGAACGCCGUCCUCAACUUUUCGACCUCGGUCGUCGCCAGCUCGGCCAACGCGGCCACUUGCAACACCCUGUACGGGCCAGCACUGUUCGAAAUGGACGCCAAAACGACGACCAUCAUCCAGGCUUGCAUGACCCGCGAGACGGCACCCGCGUACCAGCUCAUCACGAUCCUCGGCGACUACAUGUCCAUGCUGGAGGCCCAGUUCACUGCGUACGCGGCACGUGUCGCCCAGUGCACCAGCUACGGAUCGGCUUCGUCACCGAAAAGCACCAAGGCCGCCAUGAACGCAUGCUUCGGAAAUUUUGUCAACACAAAGAACCAAACAAUCGCGGAUCAAACGGCCCAGGUGCUGGCGGUCAACCUGAUUAUGGAGUUCGAGACCGUAUCGCAGAUUCAUCGCAUCGAGAACUGCGUCAACGGAGGGCUCAACGAGACGAUCGUGCAGGCCCAGGCGCUGACCAACUCGAUCACCACUUGUUUGACCACGGGAAGCAAGUGAGAAAUGUUAUCAAUACUUAGCGGAGCAAUAAAGUGUCGAUUAAU
Messenger RNA from Culex quinquefasciatus (southern house mosquito), 1689 nucleotides. RefSeq lists its product as uncharacterized. NCBI's taxonomy places the organism in Eukaryota, Metazoa, Arthropoda, Insecta, Diptera, Culicidae. The coding region runs from base 95 to 1645 and encodes 516 amino acids. The record is from RefSeq and is a predicted model, not a curated record. The transcript is spliced from 3 exons.